CCUGGUGCCCAGGUGCCCGGGAGAAGCCGGGAGUCAGGCGUGCAGCCACCGGGUGCCAGAGCUGUCCUUGGAGGUGGGAGUGGCGGACAGGAUGGCCCCGAGGAGAGCUGUGCAACUGUCCCUGAAGAAACCCACCUACGCUGUGUGUGUGGUGGGAGCUGAGAUGCUGGUGAACGUCCACAGAGGUGGCAGGGGACGAGGACAGUGCAGGGUGUGUGUGGCAGGAGCACGGGGCAUGCUGUCUGCAAAGCUCUCUAGUGGACACCAAAGGCCUCGGGACCUUGCAGAGCAUCUUGCCAGAGAUGUGCCCAGGGAUGCCAAGACCUUCAGGGUCUCUGCAAGCUCUAAGGUGGAGGUCUUAAUGGCCUACGAUCCCAGACGGGUGACAGAACCCACAGGCAAGGCCCACUGGCCACUGGACGCCAACGUAGAUGUGGUCAUAUCCGUGGACACUGCCAGUAAGGAUUUAAACGACCUCAAGGUGAAGGUGUCAUAUUUCAAGCACCAGGAAGACGAUCCCCUGGGCCACAGCAUGCUGUACCUGACUGCAGUGGAUGUUUCCCUUGAUGUCGACAGCAGCCGCACAGGCAAGGUGAAGAGACACCGAGGGGACAAGAAGACCUGGCGCUGGGGUCCUGAGGGCCACGGGGCCAUUCUGCUGGUAAACUGUGACAAGGACAGCCGUGGGUCCCUGGAGCCUGAUCUCAACAGGAGCCAGCUGGUGUCGCUGGACGACCUACAGGACAUGUCCCCCAUCGUGCUGACAUGUGAUGGCCCAGAUGAGCUCUUCGACAGACACAAGCUGGUCCUGAGUGUGUCCUUGUCCGACUCCAGGAGGGUGCGGGUCUUCCGUGCUCGUGCUCCGGGUGGGACGUCUAUCUUCGACUACAAGGGGGUCCUGGGGCCCCAGCACCUGUCCUACCGAGUGGAGCGGCAGCUGGGGGAGCGGGAGAUCGGGUUCUGUGCUGAGGGGCUCACCUUUCCCGAUGCAGACUUCUCGGGGCUGGUCUCCCUCAGUGUCCACCUGGUGGACACAGUGGUAGGCAUGCCCUGGCACAGGGCCCUGCCCGAGGUGCCUCUCUUCACAGACACCGUGGCCUUCCGUGUGGCGCCCUGGAUCAUGACCCCCAACACCCAGCUGCCCCUGGAGCUCUAUGUGUGCAGUGUCACAGAUGCUCACGGCUCCAAUGAGAAGUUUCUGGACGACAUGGCUAACCUGGCACUGAAAGCCAACUGCAAGCUAGUCAUCUGCCCUCGGGUGGAGAAUCGCAACGACCGCUGGAUCCAGGACGAGAUGGAGUUCGGCUAUAUUGAGGCCCCUCACAAAUCCUUCCCAGUGGUUUUCGACUCCCCCAGAGACAGAGGCCUGAGGGAUUUUCCCUAUAAGAAGAUCCUGAGUCCUGACUUUGGCUACGUGACCCGGGAGCUCCUCUUCUCUGGCGCCUCCAGCUUAGAUUCCUUCGGCAACCUGGACGUCAGCCCACCCGUGACAGUGGGCGACACGGAGUACCCCCUGGGCCGGAUCCUCAUCGGAGGCAGCUUCCCCAAGUCUAGCGGGCGGCGGAUGGCCAAGGUGGUGCGAGACUUCCUGGCAGCCCAGCAGGUGCAGGCACCUGUGGAGCUCUACUCGGACUGGCUGUCUGUGGGCCAUGUGGACGAGUUCCUGAGCUUUGUGCCCACCUCUGACCCGAAGGGCUUCCGGGUGCUCCUGGCCAGCCCCAGCGCCUGCCUCAGGCUGUUCCAGAAAAAGAAAGAGGAGGGCUAUGGGGAGGCAGCCCAGUUUGCUGGGUUAGGACACAAGGUGAAGAGAAGCAUUAAUGAGAUGCUGGCAGACAGACACCUCAGGAAUGACAGCUUCCAUGUCCAGAGCUGCAUCGACUGGAACCGCGAUGUGCUGAAGCGUGAGCUGGGCCUGGCAGAGGAUGACAUCAUCGAUAUCCCGCAGCUCUUCUCCCUGAAGGGCGCCUACGCUGAAGCCUUCUUCCCAGACAUGGUGAACAUGGUGGUGCUGGGCAAGUACCUAGGUAUCCCGAAGCCCUAUGGGCCGAUCAUCAACGGCCGCUGCUGCCUGGAGGAGAAGGUGCGCUUGCUGCUGGAGCCGCUGGGCCUCCACUGCAUCUUCAUCGAUGACUACUUGUCCUACCACCGGCUGCAGGGAGAGAUUCACUGCGGCACCAACGUGCGCCGGAAGCCCUUUGCCUUCAAGUGGUGGCACAUGGUGCCCUGAGUUCACUCCUGCCUGCCGUUCUCUCUGCCAUCCUGCUGGGUUACCCUGCCUGGCAAGGGCAAGACAUAUACCAGCCUCCUUCCUCUUGGGGGCCCUCGGUACCUCCCCCCGUGCCUGCAAGUGUGCUGGCCACUGUAGGCACUGGGCUCUGGGGAGGAUGCCACCCUGCCUGGCCCAAGGAUGACUGACCCCGACUUCCCCUCUCCUUCAGCCAUGGCCCCCAGAGGUCCGAGGCCAGUAGCCUUUGCAUGAGCAAGCUGACUGAGAAUGGCUCCCCUCUAUCUGGACGCCUUCUGGGGCCUAGGAAGAGUGUGUUUGGGUCUGCGCCAGGAGUGGAAGCUGAGCCCUCAGGGUCUGCUGUGAGGACCCCAGUUCCAGGCAGCCUAUGGCUCUCAUCACGCCAGGAAGAGAGAUCUGGGCACCCUCUCCUAAGGGGACCCAGCUAGUGACCCCCAGUACCCUUCAGCUGUAGGAAGCAAACAGGGACAGGAACCCCUGGUGUCUGAGGGCUUGUUAUGAAAAGAAAGGAGGCAACGAAACCCCUUGAAUAUCUGCCUCGGCCCUCAAAGGGUGCUCGUUACCUGUCUGGAAGCCUCUAAUUAGGAGAGCUGGCCACUUCCUGCCUAAAAGUGCUGAGUGGUAGAGAGGGACUUAGGGAGCUUGAGUAAGGAGCCUGGGCAGGAGGGGAUAAGGCCAGAGUGGCAGAGGAGGCUGGGCAGGGACCUCCGGGCCUGGAGGCUUCUGGGCUCUGGGACCUCCAGGGCUUUGGAGUUUGAACCCUGCAUCUGCAGGCAGCUGGCUGUUCCAGAUGUGGUGGGGGUGGGGCCAGAUGUUAGAAGAGGGUGGGGGACCAUUAGGUUAUCUCUGAAGGUGGGGCUUAAUUUCCUUUAAUAGUCUGUCAUUAUCCCCUUCCUUCUGCAGGCAGGGGGAGGGGAAGGCUGGUCCGCUGUCCCUCAGCAACCUGGGGCCCCACAGGCGUGCGCACUCACGCACACACACGCACAUGUGGAUGCAGUUUUUGCCUGUGAGCAACUCCCCCAUGGCAGGCCAGGUCCCUGCCACAGAAGGACAGACAGCUGCUCGCCAGGUUAAUAGCCCCGUGAAGCCACCGGGGCCUGUGGGAGCAGGCAGGCUGGGUGGCUUCAGGGCCGGCAGGAGAAGACAGCCUGCUUCCUCCUUACUGGCUAGGGACCAUGGCUGCUCUUAGUCCCUGGACGUCUGCCUGUCUGCAUUUGUGGGGGCCCCUGGAGAGUCUUCAGACCAAACCAGUUACUGUCACGUUUUUAGGCCCAGAACAAAGGCUUCGGUGGAACUGCUGUGGAUUACACGGGUGGGAACCUGGAUCCUCCCCUUCCUGAAAGUUCCCAGGCCCCUUUGUAAACUCUUGCUCUGACCUUGGCACCUUCGUCUUAGGAUCAGGACCCAGCCAAGGCUGAGCCGUGAAGAAGGGGCUGAGGAUGUGGGUUGGGAUCAGAACCUCCUAGGGGAAGGGCCCUGGGUGGGAGGGGAGCAGGCUCGCAGAGAGACAGGGAGUUGUGAGGCUCUGGAAUUGCUGCUGGGGCCGUUGGGUCCUGCUAGGAGUGUUCUGGUGACCAGUCACCUCCUUUCUGAUCAAUAAAAACAUCGGCAUGCA
Heterocephalus glaber (naked mole-rat) is the source of this 3860-nucleotide messenger RNA. The record is from RefSeq and is a predicted model, not a curated record. NCBI's taxonomy places the organism in Eukaryota, Metazoa, Chordata, Mammalia, Rodentia, Bathyergidae.